Molecule: messenger RNA, 2521 nt
Organism: Raphanus sativus (radish)
Lineage: Eukaryota; Viridiplantae; Streptophyta; Magnoliopsida; Brassicales; Brassicaceae
Exons: 7
Coding region: 233-2305 (690 amino acids)
Biological process (GO): regulation of gene expression
Cellular component (GO): peroxisome
Molecular function (GO): zinc ion binding; nucleic acid binding; RNA nuclease activity
Source: RefSeq, a predicted model, not a curated record
AAGCUGACUUUAAGAAAGCUGAAUGGUUUCUUCAUCGACAUGGUAAAGCAAUAAACAUCAUAGUCAAACUCAGAUGUGAAGAGAUUACUUACCAAUCUUUAUACCCUACCCAUACCUUAGCAGAGAAGGAAAGCCGAGAAAGAAAGAAAGAGUAAUCCUUCGUUCACACAAUUGCUUCAUUCAUAUUAAAAACACCACAACUUGUGUCUUCCCUUCUACAAAUCUAACAGCGAUGAUGACUACGGUGGAGUACUCCAAAGUCAAAACUUCGGUCUGGUGGGAUAUAGAGAACUGCGAGGUCCCUAAAGGAUGGGAUGCACAUGCCGUUGCUCAGAACGUGGGUUCCUCUCUGUUGAAAAUGAACUACUCUGGUCCCGUCUCAAUCCUCGCUUAUGGCGACACCAAUCUCAUCCCUCACCAUGUUCAGCAGGCACUCUCUUCUACUGGUGUUGCCCUUAAUCACGUCCCUGCAGGAGUGAAAGAUGCGAGUGACAAAAAGAUACUAGUGGAUAUGUUACUGUGGGCUGUAGACAACCCUGCACCAGCCAACAUCAUGCUCAUCUCCGGAGAUAGGGACUUCUCCAAUGCUCUUCACCAGCUAAGUAUGAGGAGGUACACCAUUCUUCUCGCUCAUCCUCCUCAUGCCUCCGCUCCGCUUGUUGCUGCUGCCAAAAAUGUAUGGCUAUGGACAAGCUUAGCAUCAGGAGGUCCUCCUCUUGCUAGUGGUGAAUCCUCUCCAGUUUCUGAACCAGCUCAAUCCAGCAAACCAACUGGUUCAAGUUCUGUAGCUGGAGAUACUAAUGUUACUUCUUCUGAUAGCUUCAGAGCACACCUCUCAGAUAAAAGACAGACCUCUCAGGCUGCGUUUAGUCACAAAGCUCAUCAUGCUAGUGUUUCAGUCAAACCUGCACAGGAACCAGAUGUUGUGGAACCUGUGUUGUGUGUUGUUUGCCGGAUCAGCUGCAUCAGUAAGGAGGCAUAUGCAAAUCACAUCUAUGGUAAAAGGCACCGAAACAACUUGGAGCUGCAAUCAGGUAAGGUUGAAAAUGUGUGUUCUGGCCCAGAUGCGCUUCCUAAGGAGGUUCUGACAAGACAGAACAGAAGAACAAGAAGAAGGCAAAGGAAGGUAGGAGUCUACCAAGAGAAAGGUGUUGGAGAAAAGUCUCAACCAAGAGAAGAAUUAAUUGCAGAGCCUCAGUUUCAGUCUGAAGACAGUCAAGAGAAGAAGCAUAUUGUUGCCACGGUGAAUCAAUCAGAGGAAGCAAUUGAAGAGACAGGUGCAAGAGAAAAGUCUCAACCAGUAGAAACAACCACAGAACCUCAGGUGCAGUCUCAAAACACCCAAGAGAAGACCAAGUGCUUGGAGAAGCAAAGUGAAGAGCUCAGAAAGAUACUACUUGGCACCUCAGAAAGCAGUAGUACUGUAAAAGAAAAACUUCCAAGAACUAAAGACCAGGCAGAUACUGUUAACAAACAGGAGAAUGUUAACAGAGAAUGUUUUGAUGGCACUGUCAAGCCUUUAAACCAGUCUGAAGGAGCAAAUGAUAAUCACUCGGGGGAGGUGAAGAAGAAGAAGAAGAAGGAGGUGAUGGAACGCAGAGCAGUUGGAGUUAGAUCUAAGCUUUGUCAUCUUUGCGUAGUGAUCUGUGACAGCCAGGGUGUUUCAACACUGGUCUGUGAUCGCUUACAUCAUUGGCCAAAUCAAAAGGCUUUCUUUGAAGCCAGUGAUCAUGUUGUGUGGUGCAGAGUCUGCCAGAUGAGCUGCAAGAAGGCUGCAUAUGAGAAUCACACCAAUGGAGAAAAACAUCGACAUAAGUUGGAGUUGCAAUCUGCCAAGAAUGAAAAUAUGUCUAAGGGACAAGCCAAGCUUUUUGAAGAGAAUGCAGAGAAGAUGAAGAAGGGCAAAGACCAAACCGCUUUUGAUUCUCUGAAACAUGCAGACAUGGUCAAGGACCAAACAGAUAAGGCAUUUGUUGACUCAAAGAAAAUUCGAGAAGAAAUUGAUCAAGGGGCACAAGAAGAUAAAGAGGAAGUGAAGGAGAUAAACGCAGUAUCUGAGAACCUAGUGCAUGUUUUCAAUGGACAGAAUCGGGAGUCUCGAAUACCAAAAGAAUCGAGAGGAUGUUUGGAUGUGAUUCCCGAGAGAGUACAAGUUCCACCAGAUGAGUCCAAGCACAAACAGGAGCGUGAAAAGGAGUGUGCAGGAGGAGGUAAGGAGCAUCUCGGAGAGGCUGCUAAAAGAGAAGAGAGUAAGAAGGUCCAAGUUGAUAACUUAUGGACACGCCUUUGGUGGGGAAAGAGUUAAAUAUCUAAGUCUGCGAUUUGAAUUGAUGGAAACUAUAACAAUGAUUUUGUGAAUAGCAUGUUAAUGUUGGCAGCAACGAAACUUUAGGUGUGAGGUUGUGUGUGUGAAACCAAUUAUUAGGUAAAAAUAUGAAUAACUGGAUGAGUUGGUAUUGAUCAAAUAUAAUGUUAAGAUUGUAAUGGACUUGAAUCAAGAAUUAAAACACUUGGGUUUUCU